CAUGCUCCAUUAAAAAAAACGAAAUAGAAAAAAAAAUAUUGAAUAUAAUGCAAUUUAAUUGCACAUGCAUAUGGUGGACCACGUUGGUGAUGCAUGCAUCAUGGACAAAGUAAUCAAUCAAGAUUAUCACACUAAUUAAAAAUUUAUUAUCUUAAGAUUCUGACUCCAAAUAAGACAAGCAACAUCCCUUUCAUCCUCUCCAUCCACCAUCCUCACCUCUUCCUCCUUAUCAACCAUCUCAAUCUCCUUCUCCAUCACCAACACUUUUCGACUAGGUGGCCAGUCCAGCGGCAUCCAUCGAGCUUAAAUUGUUGGAACUCACACGACUUGGCUUACCAUACGAUGGGCCGCGCCCCGUGUUGCGACAAGGCCACCGUGAAGAGAGGCCCUUGGUCGCCGGAGGAGGAUGAGAAGCUCAAGUCCUACAUCGACCAGCACGGCACUGGGGAUAACUGGAUCGCCCUCCCCAAAAAGAUUGGCCUGAAAAGGUGCGGCAAGAGCUGCCGGCUCCGGUGGCUGAACUAUCUCCGGCCGAACUUGAAGCACGGCCACUUCUCCGAGGAGGAAGACAACAUCAUCUCCACCCUCUUCAUCAGCAUCGGCAGCAGAUGGUCAAUUAUUGCAACGCAAUUACCGGGAAGAACAGACAACGAGAUCAAGAACUACUGGAACACGAAGUUGAAGAAGAAGCUCUUCGGAAAGAACAUUAAUUCUGAUCAGCCGAAGAAGAAGAAACUUUCCACUCUUGUCGGUGCCACACUCGACGGCUGCCGGUCUCGGUCAGAAAGCCAAGAAGUCCGAGCUCCGGUGAUGGCUCCGGCUGCCGGCGAAGACACUACUGUCAGUACUAAUUAUUCAUCAGGAUCCUCUUCCACAUACGGACUCACGGGGGAGCUGGACGAGCUCUUCCAGUUCAGCACGAUCAAGUUGGAGGAGAUGGACUGGCUUUUCGGAGCGGCAGCGGCAGCCGUGGGCGAGAGUUCAUCGGCGGUGAUGGCGCCGGUGAGCUGCGGCGAGCGUGGUCCGGUUGACACUGGCGGGACCAGCGCAAGUGCGUGGCCGUGUGAUAAUGUAACUAAUGGAGGUUUUUACAUUUAAUUGUGUGUGUAAAUAAUGACCGCUGUUGAUUUUCUCGGAGGAACUCGGACAAUGAGAAAUAUUAUCCGGUUUGUAAUUUGUGAUAUUUUAUAUUUAUUUCACAUUUCCUUUUU
This is a messenger RNA of Zingiber officinale, 1211 nucleotides long. Its product is annotated as transcription repressor MYB6-like. Lineage: Eukaryota; Viridiplantae; Streptophyta; Magnoliopsida; Zingiberales; Zingiberaceae. The record is from RefSeq and is a predicted model, not a curated record. Bases 343 to 1098 code for a protein of 251 amino acids. The transcript is spliced from 3 exons.